CGCAUGAACCCAACCACUUGGCCACGGGGCCGGCCCCUGGCUUUUUCCUUUAAUGAGACUCAUCAAACCUACUGGUCUAUGGUCAGUGGUUAGCUUAUGAGCUCCACAGAGUCAUCAUCUAAAAUUCUUGUUCACUGCUGAUCUUCCGGCACUUAGGAUGGUGUCUGAGCCAUAAAAGCUGCUCAGUAAGUAUUUGCUCAAGUGCCAAAUCUGCUGACCUAAAGAUAUGAAAUGUUGGCGCAGGACCAGAACUGAAUAUAUCUGCCUCCAUGGUGCUCUUGGUCUUGAGACACCACUCUUGUUUCCUCAGCACAGCACAGACUAAGGGAAUUGAGUAUUAGAAGGAACUUAAACAUUAUCUCAUCUGAGGACCCAUCUGAUGCCACAGAUGUUGCAGAAAAUCAAAGCAAGUGAUUGUCCAGUCUUACUUUGAACACCAGAAACUACCUCCGAAGGCCACCCAUUGCAUCCUGGACGGCUCUGACCAUCAGAUUUCCUAUUUGGAUCAGCUCUCUGGUCCAAACUGCUUUUUUAAAGAACCAAACUUCUUCCUCUGAUUAGUCUCUCAAGUGGGAACGUAACUAGCUUUAGAUAGAAAGACUUCAUUCAUUCAUCCAUCCCAAAAAUAUCAGUUGAGCGCUGCAUGUGUCUAGCAUGGGGACCAGCAACAGUGGGACAAACAGAGAUGUCCCAAAAGAUGCAGUCUGCCUGGGGAGAUAAAGAUGUUUACAGGAUCAAAUGAUUUCAGCCACAGAGUAACUGCCUAGGGAAAGGCAAGGCGGAAUAUGCUGCGAGCCAAAUGACAGGGCUGGAUGGAAAGUGAUCUAAGAGCUCGGAGCAGGUGAUAUGUUUGAGGGGUCUGAGAGCGUGGGGAGUCUAGGAAGGCUUCUUUUAGGAAGUGGGAUUUGAGCUGAGUUUGAUGAACAGGAAACAUGAGUCAGUGGCUAGACCAUUUUGACAAUCAGGCUCUGAGAGAGAACUCUUCCCAAGCAGGCAGGGAGGGGCUUAGUGAGGCUGGAGGAAGUUAGAGGGCUGCUGGAUAGGGUGAGAAUUAUUUCUCUUCCCUCAAGACUGUCAAUCAGUCACUCUGUCUCUAGCAGCCUCCAGAGAGCUCGUCUUCUUCACAGCCUUGGGGGCUGACUAAGUCAGCCUCCUGGGGCUCGGGGCUGCUGACAUGGGGGCCCUUCCAUGGCUGCUCUUCCUCUUGCUGAUCCAGGAAGACAAAGGGUACUCUGGAGAUGAUGUGGAUCCUGAGGAAGUGCUUGCGGUCCUUCAGGAGUCCAUUACUCUACCCCUGGAAAUACCAUCUGGUGAAGAGGUUGAGGACAUCAUCUGGUCCUCCCGCAUAAGGCUUGCCACUGUGGUGCCAGGGAAAGAGGGACAUCCAGACACCAUCACAGUGACCAACUCUCGCUACCAGGGCCGAGUGAGCUUCUUGGGCCCCAGCUACUCCCUGCACAUCAGCAAUGUGACCUGGGAGGACUCAGGGUCUUACGAAGCUCAAGUCAAUCUGAGGACAUCCCAGAUCUCCACCACGCAGCGUUACAAUCUACGUGUCUAUCGACGGCUGUCGGAGCCUCAAAUCACUGUGAACUUUGAGAUCUCUGGGGAAGGUCCCUGUAAUAUGUCCCUGACCUGCUCUGUAGAGAAGGCAGGGCUGGAUGUGACCUACAGCUGGAUAUCCCGGGAGGACGGUGCUGACACAGCUCGUGAAGGCUCUGUCUUCAGCACAUCCUGGAGGCCUAGGGACAAUGCCCUCUCCUAUACCUGUAGGGCCGGCAACCCCGUCAGCAACGUCAGUUCCCGUCUCAUCCCUGCUGGGCCCUUCUGUGCAGAUCCUGGCUACCCUUUGGAGAAGACCUCCACUUCCUUCUGCCUCCUGGCCAAGGGAUUGCUCCUUCUCUUGCUCUUGGUGAUUCUGGCCGUGGGACUCUGGUAUAUCCGAGUCCAGACGAGAUGCAAAACGCCAAGGAUGAAGACACUCAGGAGAAACAGAAUGAAACUGAGAAAGAAGGGGAAGCCUGAUCCCAGCUGGGCCUGAUUGCUCCACGGAGACCCCAGUUCAGAGCUUUGUUUCUUCCCAGCCCCCGGAGAAUCCUUCCUCUUCUCCCAGGGGGGCGAGGGGUGGAUGUCCAACGGGCCAUACUCCCAAGGGAAGAUUGUCUGACAAUAAACUAAAACAAAGUGACCACCA
Messenger RNA from Equus caballus (horse), 2194 nucleotides. It is a transcript of the gene SLAMF9, whose product is annotated as SLAM family member 9. Lineage: Eukaryota; Metazoa; Chordata; Mammalia; Perissodactyla; Equidae. The record is from RefSeq and is a predicted model, not a curated record. Gene Ontology annotation, cellular component: external side of plasma membrane. Gene Ontology annotation, biological process: T cell activation; plasmacytoid dendritic cell cytokine production.